Molecule: messenger RNA, 3717 nt
Organism: Sporothrix schenckii 1099-18
Lineage: Eukaryota; Fungi; Ascomycota; Sordariomycetes; Ophiostomatales; Ophiostomataceae
Product: c2h2 finger domain containing protein
Exons: 1
Coding region: 1-3717 (1238 amino acids)
Source: RefSeq, a predicted model, not a curated record
AUGUCUUCAUAUCCGUUUCCAAAUCUGCCCUCUGAGUUUGCAGAAACCACCGACGACCUUGACAACCUGCAGCCCGGCACGCCCACCGGCUCAAGUCUCCUCUUCUCUCCGCCCAUGUUGCACAACACUGCAUCCUCGCCGGCCCUCAACAACGCAGACACCCCUGCCGAGUCUGUCGCCCUCAGUAUCCACUACCAGUCCAGUGACUACAGUGAGUUUGACGUAGAUAACGCGGGCGACGACAACUACUUCAACGCCAUCUUCGGCACCACUGGCGGCAACGCGCCCUCCUUCCUCGCCGAGGACGCGGGCAACUUCGACCCCUUUGGCGCUGCCACUGCUGCCGCCUCACUCGCAGACACCAACGCGCAGACAUAUACAACGCCCGAGCCCAUCUUCAAUGACAUCAAGGCGUACCCCAUCAGCCCCGAUCAGACACCAUCUCUCAACGCGCCCGCCUCCCCCAGCAACGCCGCCUCCUCGUCGGCUGCCGCGCAAAAGGCCACAUCCCGCAGCAUUGCCGCUGUACCGAGCUUUGACGGCCUUGUCUCGCCACAGCAACUCACCAAGGUCCCCGCAGCAACAGCAACAAGAACGACAGCCGUACCGCAGCUGCAAACGUUUGUCAGUGACGCCGCCACGCAGCUCACGCCAGAUACAACCAGCAGCGGAGGCAGCUUAGGAAACAACGAUCGAGGUAGUUUGUCCACUGAAGGGGGCGCCACCGCGACAACAGCGCCUCCCAUGUCAAAUCAAAACCCCCAUGUCACCGUCUCGCUCUGGGGCAAAGACAGCGCCCUCCACGAGGAGAGCUAUCUGUCUUCCAGCGAGAUCAAGACCGAGCGCGCCGGCUCUAACGCCGGCGACAGCCCUCUCCUCGCACAGGCCGAUGGGGCCGCGCAAUCUACCCGUCGUGGCAUCGACCCGUCAAAUCGCCCCUCGACCGAGAUCCUCACCAACAUCAACGACGAUGCCGAGGCACGAAAGGUGGAGAAGCAGAACGCCGCUGUCAGCCAAUGGCUCGACUCGGCUGCUGGCGGCGAGCCUGAUAUUCAGGGCCCGCCACCUGGCCCAGAAGGCGCCUUUGAGGGCGUGUCGACGCGCGAGGUCGAUCUCGGCGGCGAGACACAGAACGUCGAACAGCCAGGCCGGACAUACUUCACUGGCAACGGCGGGCCCGUCACCGCUACCGACUACGAGAUCAUGCUCAAGAGCAGCAUCUGGGAGAACGGUCCUUCUGUGCUGCCCAUUGCACAAGGCGCCGUCCGAAACCAGCCCGAAACGUCACAAGCCGCCAUUGAGCGUUUUGAGCGCAUGUACCACGACAACGCGUCCAUUGUGUCGCGAGCCGCCACGUGGGGCACCCGGCGGCGAAGCUUGCCCAGCAUCGCCGAUAUUGAGGGCGUCACGAGCGGCAACUUCCUGAAGAAGCUGGCCAUCAACCGUGGCGAACCAGCUCGUCGUCCCAGUAUUCUCGACAACCUGCGAACGCUUGUGCGCAAACCGAGCACCAGUCAGCAGCUGAAGCGGUCACGCGGCAUUCCAGAUGACGAUGCGUCGUCCUACUUUGCGGACCACAGCUCGCCCGCCGACGACAGUCGCCGCGACAGCACAAAAAGCACCAGCACACUUGGCCUUCCGCCGCGAACGCAGAGCUGGGGCAAGAGCAAGCAGCCAAUCCCCAGUAUCAACACAGCCCUUGUCUCCAUGGGCAGCAACAUGGCCUCUGUUGGCGCUACACACACCCGCAACGGAUCCAUUAGCAGGCCACAUGCCGGCUCCGGCAGCCUCAGCCCACCCCUGACAUCGCCUAAAAGCCCCUUGCUCAAGGUCGGCAACUCUCUACGGCGGCCCCGCAGCAAGUCUGACACCAAGGGAACGCUCGACAAUCCUCAUCCCAACCUGGUCCGCAUGCUCAAAAAGACUGGUGGUCCGCCCAUUGCGGCCCUGGCGACGGCCAACGCCACGCCCAUGUUCCAUGGACCCACGUCGGUCCCUGCCACCGGCGUCCCCACAUCUGCUGCCGCUCCCACUCCCGCCCCAGCCCCUGCCACCGCACCCACACCCAUCAAGAUCCCGGCCACCCGCGUUGCGGUGGCUGAUCCGGACGAUGAGGACGACGAAGACGACGAGGCUUUCGAUGAUGGUGAUCUGAAGGCUGAGUCCGACGAGCUGAUCGACAACAUUACGCCAGAUUUCAACGGCUUCCGUGAGCUGGUCUUGGGCCUCAACCCCAUGCUCGUCGACGUCAACACCUACUUGGUAGACCGCAUUGCUCACCAGCAGAUCGUGCGGUAUAAGGGUCUGCUCAACAGCCGGGUCAAGCAUUUAGGCCAAGUGAAGGGUCAGUUGUGCUCCAGCGGGCCACUGUGCAUCGCACAAGGCGGCGUGGCCGUUCUUAUCGACAGCAAGGGCGCGCCGCGCAGCAUUGAUCCUCUGUCUGCGACAUAUGACGGCGAGGACGCCGAUGAUGUCACAUCUCCCCUGGACGGUGCCAUCAACGCGGAGAGCUUCCCCAAGUACAUCCCUAUGCCACCAACGACCACCCUGCCAGCCGAAUUCGAGUGCCAACUUUGCUUCCAGAACAGACGUGUCCAGAAGCCUUCGGAUUGGACGAAGCACGUGCACGAAGACGUACAACCAUUCACAUGCACGUGGGACAGGUGCCGCGACCCCAAAAUCUUCAAGAGAAAAGCCGACUGGGUGCGCCACGAGAACGAGGGUCAUCGCCAUCUGGAGUGGUGGACAUGCGACGUGGAAGAGUGCCGGCAUACAUGCUACCGUCGCGAUAACUUUUUGCAGCACCUCGUUCGCGAGCACAAGUUCAACGAGCCCAAGCACAAGACCAAGGCUGCGAUCAAGAAGUCCGGCGCGCCUGACCCAACUUGGCAACGCGUGGAACAGUGCCAUGCCGAGACCACGGCGCGGCCCCAGGACGAACCCUGCCGCUUCUGCGCCAAAACAUUCCCCACCUGGAAGAAGCUGACGGUACACCUGGCCAAGCAUAUGGAGCAUAUCAGCUUACCGCUCCUGCGUCUCGUGGAGCGCAAGGAGGUGGAGGCAGACACGCUCAUCAGCCCUGUGCAAGAUCCGCCACCCCGGACCUUCGCACCAACCGUGGCAUAUCCCGCAACAGCCGAUGCUCACCAAGGUGAGCUCUCGCGUCUCUCGCCGAACAUGAUGGCGACGGGCCAGGUACCCGGUGCGGGCCUACACCACCACCACCUGGGCCAGCAGCUUGGUGGCUUUGGCCAGCCUAGCGCCCACGACCCCAACGCGUACAUGUACCCCGCUGUCACCCAGGUGCAGUAUCAGCAGCCAGCAUACUACGGCCAGACGCCACAGCAGUUCGUUGCUGCGGGUGUCCUUCCAUCGCAGAUGCAGAGCUUGGAUGCCGCAACUCUGGACAUGCAGCCCGGCUUUGCAGGUGCGCAGUCCUACGGCGGUCAACUCCCCGUCACAACUGGCGGCUACCUGGACCCGGCAGGCAACCAGUACAUUGCGGAUCCGGUUAGCAUGAUCGACUCGUCGGGAUUCUCGACGUUCUCCGAUGCCAACGCGCUCGGCCUGCAUGCGCCCAUUGCCGGUGGCCAGCUACAGUACGAUGCUUCAAUUGAUCCUUCCGUCGGCAGCGGCGAACACUAUACUCCUCAGGGCUCGGUGUCACCAUUCCAUCACUCACCGCACCAGCCACAAGGCCAGUUCUACGGCCAUUAG